Molecule: messenger RNA, 759 nt
Organism: Lasiodiplodia theobromae
Lineage: Eukaryota; Fungi; Ascomycota; Dothideomycetes; Botryosphaeriales; Botryosphaeriaceae
Product: Transcription factor
Exons: 2
Coding region: 1-759 (252 amino acids)
Biological process (GO): positive regulation of transcription by RNA polymerase II; negative regulation of transcription by RNA polymerase II; transcription by RNA polymerase II
Cellular component (GO): negative cofactor 2 complex; nucleus
Molecular function (GO): core promoter sequence-specific DNA binding; transcription coactivator activity; RNA polymerase II general transcription initiation factor activity
Source: RefSeq, a predicted model, not a curated record
AUGGAGGACCCGGAGGACUCGUACGCCCCGCGCUCGCCCGAUCUUUCAGCCUACGACCACGGCCAGGCCGAUCCCGAGCCACUGCACCCGCAACACCAAAAGUACCGUGGCUCCAUUUCGCACGCGCCACCUCAGUCACCCUACGCGCCCCCGAACACGGCCGGCGCUUAUAAUCCGCCCGCCGGCUACUUUGCACCCCGCAACAGCAUCUCCUACCCACCACCCACCAUGGCCGCCCAAAUGAAGUUCGAAGGUGAGGACGGCCAGCACUGGUCGCCGCUCUACUCUGUGCCCACCACUCUCAAGACUGAGACCAUGGAGCCAGGUGAUCUCAUGGACGCCAAUGGCGGCAUGAUCAAGUCCGAGCCCAGGGAGCAGGCCCCGGGCGUCGCCGAAGGCAUUGAGGUCAAGACCAAGUUCCCUGCCGCCCGCAUCAAGCGCAUCAUGCAGGCCGACGAAGAUGUCGGCAAAGUCGCUCAAGUCACGCCCCACGUUGUCGCCAAGGCACUCGAGCUCUUCAUGAUCUCGCUCGUUACAAAGGCCGCCACCGAGGCCAAGAACCGCUCGUCGAAGCGCGUCUCCGCCGCCCACCUCAAGCAAGCCGUGCUGCAGGACGAGCACUUCGACUUCCUCAACGACAUCGUUAACAAAGUCUCGGAUGCACCUGCGCCCGCCGACCGCGGCGGCUCGCCCGAGGAGGGCGAGGGCAAGAAGCGCAAGGCCGGCCGCAAGAAGCGCAAGGACAGCAACGACUUUUAA